This is a messenger RNA of Agrilus planipennis (emerald ash borer), 4310 nucleotides long. RefSeq names its product ATPase family AAA domain-containing protein 2. Gene Ontology annotation, molecular function: chromatin binding; histone binding; ATP hydrolysis activity. Gene Ontology annotation, cellular component: nucleus. The record is from RefSeq and is a predicted model, not a curated record. The transcript is spliced from 20 exons. Bases 78 to 4010 code for a protein of 1310 amino acids. NCBI's taxonomy places the organism in Eukaryota, Metazoa, Arthropoda, Insecta, Coleoptera, Buprestidae. Gene Ontology annotation, biological process: positive regulation of transcription by RNA polymerase II.
UGUUAAGGAGCAAGGAAGUUCGAGCUAGAAUUACUUUAGACAAUAGACACAGCCUAUCAGUAUAUGCAGCACGUAAAAUGCAUCCUGAAUGUGAUCUGUACAAUGACAACGAUUCAGAAGAUAAUGUCUAUAAUCCAAAGGCUCUGAGACAUCUACGCCUCAGACAUACUAAAACUACAUUGGGAAGAAUGGAAAGAAGGACUGCAUUAUCUCUACGACCUAUAACUGUUAAAUCAUAUGCAGAUCCUCAUUCACCCAUCACUUACAACUCGGAGGAGAGUGAUUUGGAUUUGGGAGUCCGCAGGAGUGCGAGAAAUCGAAGGCAGAAGUACGAAAAUAUGACCUGGUUAGCUGACGAUCAGAUUUCUAAAGUUGGAUAUCCGAAUUUAGACGAUCGGGGAUAUUCAGAAGAAGAUAGUAGGGAAGCCCAAGAGACUCCCUUAAACAGAAAUCGAAAUAUCAUUUAUGAAACACGACACAGUUCAAGACAUGAUGUCGUGAAUGGCAUGAGAGAACGCAGGAAUUUAAGAUGCCCAAAGAAGUACAUGUUUGAAUUUGAAACAACUACAAACAGAUGCAGAAGAGGUGGUAAUGGGGGACAAGCUGAAGUUAUGGUUGAGAAGGAAGGAAAGAGGUCGAAAAUAGGGAGUACUAUAAGUAAAGAAAACGAGAAAGAUGGUAAGGAUAAGAACGACGUCAGCAGAUCCAAUGGAAAAUUGAAAACGACGCCAGAAAAUAAAGAUAAAUUAACCGAGGAUUCUAAGAAGAACGACGUCGAAAAAAGUCCAAAGGGCGAGAAAAAGGAAAUUGACCAGGAGUAUUCUGAUAACGAGGCACGUAGAGUCCUUCGUACACGUCGUAUGGUGAACAGGGGUCUUGCUGAAGAAAAGUACACAGAACGAACUCAAAGAAAUGAAAGAAAAGAGUCAGUCAGUUCGAGCUCUUCUGAAGGCGGCCGUGUGUAUUCAUUAAGAGAACGCGUUCCAAAAAAAACAAAUAAUGCCAUGCGCGAAGGACCUGUAAUUCGUUCAAAGCUAGACCCAGUAAUACACACCAGAAGACACUACUCCCUUAGAAGAACACGAAGAAAAGUUUCUAGUUCAACUGAAGACUCCACAGAUUCAGAAGAGCUAUGUAGAAAACCAUCAAAAUAUAGGACCAAUUCUAAAACUGGUCAUGGUAAAACAGAACAAAUUAAAUCGGGUUCUGGAAGUAGCAAGCCAAUGCCUAUUAAUCCAGAAGCUAUCGACAACAGUGUGAGGUUCAGCAGUGUAGGGGGGCUGGACGGACACAUACGCAGCCUUAAGGAAAUGAUCUUACUGCCUAUGAUGUAUCCAGAAAUUUUCAAUCAGUUUAAGAUCGAACCUCCUAAAGGUGUCUUAUUUUAUGGACCUCCAGGUACCGGUAAAACUUUGUUAGCUCGUGCCCUUGCAAACGAGUGCAGCUUUGGGUCGCGUAAAGUGUCCUUUUUUCUUCGAAAAGGGGCUGACCUGUUAAGCAAAUGGGUUGGCGAAUCAGAGAAACAACUUCGGCUUCUCUUCGAACAGGCUCAAGAAAUGAAACCGUCCAUAAUAUUCUUCGAUGAGAUCGAUGGUUUAGCUCCCGUUCGUUCUUCCCGUCAAGACCAGAUUCAUGCGAGCAUAGUUUCGACCCUUCUGGCCCUCCUUGAUGGUCUUACAAAUAGAGGGGAUGUUAUUGUAAUCGGCGCGACAAAUCGAAUUGAUGCUGUAGAUCCGGCUCUACGUAGACCUGGCCGGUUCGAUCGCGAACUUUUCUUCCCGUUACCUUCGAAGAAGGAACGAGUGGAAAUCCUGAGAGUACACGUGUCCCAGUGGACUCGUCCCCCUAGCGACGAACUUAUAGAUUAUCUUGCAGAAAGCGCCAUUGGGUAUUGUGGUUCUGAUUUAAGGGCCUUGUGCUCCGAAGCUGUUAUACAAAGCUUAAGGAGGACGUAUCCACAAGUCUAUUUGGCGAAUCAUAGACUGUUACUUGACUCGGAGAAAGUUCAGGUUGAAAAAUUGGACUUUUUACGGGCCAAAUCACUUUUAGUACCUGCUUCACAUAGAAUUGCUCAAGGUGUAGGUAGGAAGUUACUUCCCUUGUUACAGCCCCUUUUAGGGGAACCCCUCAAAAAUACCUUAAGUGUUCUUCAGCAGACCUUUCCUCAUGGCUUAAACGUGGAGUUGGGAAAAGUGAAAAUUUCUGCCUGUGUAAGACCUACACAACUUUUGCUUCUCGGGGACGGUGCCAAACAUGGUCAGAGCUUAUAUUUGGCCCCCGCCAUUUUACACCAUAUGGAGCAUAUCCACGUACAUGUACUUAGUUUGGCUUCUCUUUUCAAAGAAACUGGGAAAUCGCCAGAAGAAUCGUGCUUGCAGAUUUUUAAUGAAGCGAGAAGAAACGUUCCAAGUGCAAUAUACAUCCCUAGCAUUGACGAAUUUUGGCUUCUGAUAAAUGAAACUAUAAAAGCGAUUUUCUUGUCACAACUAGCCCAAUUAGACCCCAACAUACCCGUUCUGAUCUUAGCUACUGCAGACACAAACUAUAGCAACUUACCGGAACAGAUUCAAAACAUAUUUUCACAAUAUCGUAAAGAAGUGAUAACGUUAAGGCCUCCGGACAGCUCCAGUCGCAAAGAAUUUUUUAAGCCUCUUAUAAUUGAAGCGGCGUCGAAAGCUCCGCGGGUUCCUCGAAAACGUCCUAGCACACCUCCACCCUUACCUCGAGCCCCGACUCCACCUCCUACGCCAUUGACCGAAACUGAGGCCAUGAAACUUUUCGAAAAGGAGGAGAGAACACUUAUGGAGCUUCGAAUAUUCUUAAGAGAUAUGUGCAGAAAAUUGGCAAACAACAAAUUAUUUUAUAUGUUUACAAAACCAGUCGAUACAGACGAGGUUCCUGAUUAUACAUCUAUUAUUAAGCAACCGAUGGAUCUGGAAACUAUGAUGACCAAAGUUGAUUUUUAUAGAUACGAAUGUGCCAAAGACUUUCUAGACGAUAUCGAGCUUAUUGUUCAAAAUGCGUUGGAAUAUAAUCCUGCUAAAUCAUCCGCAGAUAAGCAAAUAAGACAUAGGGCGUGCUCCUUACGAGACUAUGCGCACGCUUUGAUAAAAAACGAAAUGGACAGCGAUUUUGAAGAUACCUGCCAGGAAAUUUCUAAGAAUAGAAGAAUGCGAAAAGUUAGCGUAACGAAUUAUCUUCCGGCAUACAUACAAGCUCCUGGAAUUGAUACAAAAGUAACAUCUAUAGACGCAUCAGACGAUAAGAACGAAAAGCAUGAUAUUAGCAUGAAUGGCGUUAGUUCGUGCAUGGAACAAACCAGUCCUUUGACUAAGUUGACUCAUUCGAAUAGGAAAAGAAAAGCUGGGUCCAGUUGGAAAAGAGGGAUUUUAAAAAAGAAAAAGAAAAAGGACAGACCUGUGUUAUCAGAAAAUCCUGCAGAUGAUCAGAACGAUGAUAGGUCUUCUGGAGACGAAUCGAAGGAGAAUAAACCGGACGGUCUUUCUGACAGCGUGCUACAAGCUGAUGAAGAUCAACACCAAAAUGUACAAGUGCACAACACUGCCAAAGAAGUUACUGCCCCUUUAAGCAUCAAUUGUGAUUCUUUAACAACCACCUCUCCUUCUAGUCUACUACAAUCUUCGAGUUCAAAAAAGAUUUUAAAUGAAUUGUUAAGCCCUUCGCAGCUUUUAGACGACCCUUUGCUGGAUAUUGACGAUAUCGAUCAGGCUCUGGUUGAAGAACAAGAUGAAAUUGCAAAGGACAGCAAGCAUGUAGAUGUAAAUAAAGAAGAACUGGGGGAAGUAUUAAAACAUGUUGUUGAAGUGACUGACGGUCAUUCUUUACAGUCUUUAUUGGACCUCCAUAAUCAGUUGAGCAAAAUUGUAAGGCUGUAUAGUAGGUCACAUAAUAGAAAAACUUUACCAAAAGACUUACAAAAAGAAUUAGUUCGAUAUAAAAAUGAACAUGUUGUUUUGACUGGUCGGGAUUCCCAUUCCACUGUUGAUUAGCACAUUUGUUGUUGCAAAUUUUUGUCACUGCCACUUUUUGUAGGACAUCGUCUAACUUUACUUAUCAUUUUAUUACUUAAAACGACUAUUAAUAAUAUUGAGAAUAAAUUUAAUUUAAUAAACUCUUAUUUUUAUACAACAAAUAGUACAGCAGCUGCAUCAUACAUGGGAUAUGGAUUGUAUAGAUCAAUAUAGCACUUAUUAAUAAUACUUCAUUUUAUUGUUUAAAUUAUUUCUUAGUUUUAGUUUUGAUGGAAUGAUUGUGUUCAGUAGAUUAUUUUAAUUUUAACAUGUAUACUA